Penicillium egyptiacum is the source of this 552-nucleotide messenger RNA. The record is from the annotation of a GenBank genome assembly. NCBI's taxonomy places the organism in Eukaryota, Fungi, Ascomycota, Eurotiomycetes, Eurotiales, Aspergillaceae.
AUGACUACUCUCGAAAGCCUCGCGAACCAAGCCCAGGUUCAGGCAUCCACAUUAAGCAAACUUUUGGCUGAAGCAAAUCUACCAUCUCCUUCCUUUGCCCCAGAUGCACCUCCAGCGCCCCCACACGGAAAAGAAUUUGAGAAGAUCCAAGCGGCUCGCAUGUCCCUGAUCGAAUCCGCGAAUGCAAUUCGGGAUCUGGCACUUGGACCCGAAGAUUGCAUUACUGCAUUCUCAGAUGGAAUCAAGCACGAUCUCGCAGCACUGCACGUCAUUGUCGAUUUCAAUAUCCCGCAAUUGGUCUCGCUCGAUGGCGAGGUGUCCUACGCCGAAAUCGCUAAGAAGGUGGGGAUCCCAGAGUAUCGUGUGCAUCGCAUUCUCCGACAUGCCAUGACCUCUCGCAUCUUCCGUGAGGCCCGUACAGGCUAUGUAGCUCAUACCGGGCCCUCGGCAGCGUUCCUCCGGAACCCUGUCCUCAGAGACUGGAUUUCCUUCAACCUGGAUGAGGUUAGGAAAGCCGAUACUCAGCUCGUGGAGACUGCGAAAUUACGGUGA